CCUUUUACGAAGAUGGCGCCGAAAGCUAAGAAGGAAGCCCCUGCCCCUCCCAAAGCUGAAGCCAAAGCAAAGGCUUUGAAAGCCAAGAAAGCGGUGCUGAAAGGCGUCCACAGUCACAAAAAAAAGAAGAUCCGCACAUCACCUACGUUCCGACGACCCAAGACUCUGCGUCUCCGAAGGCAACCCAAAUACCCUCGAAAGAGCGCCCCCAGGAGAAACAAGCUUGACCACUAUGCCAUCAUCAAGUUCCCCCUGACUACUGAGUCAGCCAUGAAGAAAAUAGAAGGCAACAACACGCUUGUGUUCAUCGUGGAUGUCAAGGCCAACAAGCACCAGAUCAAACAGGCUGUGAAGAAGCUCUAUGACAUUGAUGUAGCCAAGGUCAACACCUUAAUCAGGCCUGAUGGAGAGAAGAAGGCAUAUGUUUGGCUGACCCCUGACUAUGAUGCUUUGGAUGUUGCCAACAAAAUUGGGAUCAUCUAAACUGAGUCCAGCUGG
This is a messenger RNA of Mustela lutreola (European mink), 498 nucleotides long. Its product is annotated as large ribosomal subunit protein uL23-like. The record is from RefSeq and is a predicted model, not a curated record. Gene Ontology annotation, biological process: translation; ribosomal large subunit assembly. NCBI's taxonomy places the organism in Eukaryota, Metazoa, Chordata, Mammalia, Carnivora, Mustelidae. Gene Ontology annotation, molecular function: structural constituent of ribosome. Gene Ontology annotation, cellular component: cytosolic large ribosomal subunit; ribosome. Bases 13 to 483 code for a protein of 156 amino acids. The transcript has a single exon.